ACUAAAUAAGAGAGCGUCAUUUUCGUGAUCCGAAAAACAUGAAUUCAAUCAAGCAAAGAAUAGAAAAAGACAGAGGCAAAAUGACCAAGAGACCGUCUCUGCUUCACAUUUUCUCCUUUUGCUAAACGAGCUUUCUUUUCCUCUUUGACCCUUUUAUUGCCUGUGUUGAAGUAACUCCACCAUUCAACUGCAAUUCCUAUUUUCUUCGUCCAAUUUGGUCGGUGAGAAAAUGGAAUGAAAAUAAAUGGAUAUUUACGAUGAGUGAAGGCACUGAUUCUAGAGCCUCAGUUCUUAUUUAGUUUCCCCACCGCUUUUCCUUUUCUUGGCAAUCAAACAGUGCAAAGAGAUAGGCAGCAGGAUGGAGCUAGAGGUUACAGUUGAUUCUACCAACCUGAGUUAUUGGUUAAAUUGGAGGGUCCUUCUAUGUGCAAUUUGGGUAAUUACGACUAUGAUUAUAGCAUUUGUGAUAAUGUGGAAAUAUGAAGGUCGUUUGACAUCUGGCAGAGGACAAACUGAACAGGAUGUUAAUGAGAAUGUGCAUGACAAUGACUCAUGGAAGCCCUGCCUCAAACAAAUCCACCCAAUUUGGUUGCUGGUUUUUCGCGUCGCUGCAUUCUGUAUGCUCUUGCCAUCGCUAAUUGUCAAAGUAGAAACUAAUGGAGGUGUCAUAUUUUACUAUUAUACUCAAUGGACUUUUACCUUGGUCACUAUUUAUUUUGGGUGUGGAUCUCUGCUCUCCAUUUAUGGCUGUUACCAGUAUAACAAACUAAACAGAUUAAGGUUUUGUCAUGUUCGGACAGAUACAGAGCAAGGACCAUACGUGCCUCUCAUAUCUGAGGAAUCUACCAGCAUACUCAGAAAGAAAAAUGCCUUAAAUCUUCAGGAAGAUGGACAUACUACUGGACUUCCAAGGACUUGCAAUUAUGUCUUUGAAAUUCUAUUUCAGAUGAAUGCUGGGGCUGUGAUGCUUACUGAUUGUGUUUAUUGGGUUGUUAUAUUUCCAUUUAUCACCAUCAAAGAUUACAAUCUAAAUUUUAUGACUGUUAACAUGCAUACAGUCAAUGCCAUUCUGCUUCUGGGUGAUACAGCUUUGAAUUGCUUGCGGGUCCCCCUGUUUCGCAUAUAUUUCUUUGUUUUAUGGACAAGUGUCUACGUCAUUUUCCAGUGGAUUGCUCAUGCCUUUGUUUCAAUUGGGUGGCCAUAUCCAUUUCUCGACUUGUCGUCAAAGUAUGCUCCUCUGUGGUACUUAUUGAUAGGAGUAAUGCAUUUGCCCUGCUAUGGUAUUUUUGCUUUCAUAGUGAAACUAAAACAUGACUUCUUGUCUAAACGGUUUCCCUCCUCCUAUCAGUGUUCUCAACUUUGAAGAUGAGUUCUUUCAAUGAUGAAUGAAUUCAGAGUUUAUAAACUAGUUAGUAUUCAGUUACCUGGUUUUGAAUGAGCUGUUCAAAUGUUCUAUACAUUUCUUGAGGUUGGUUUCUCUUGAGAGUUUUUCUUUUUCUUUUUGUGCAGUAGGGGGGUUGUGAUACUGGCUAUAGACAAAUAGGCUAUGAUUCGGAGAUGCCAGUUUUUUGGAUUCUUAAUCUCAUUGUUUACCAACUUGUGUUAAGAACCUCAAUUCUUCAUUUCUUGCUAGACUUUUUGUUUAUUUUAGUUUUUGUUAAGUCUAACCUUUUAACUGAAUUGGAACAAACCUAUUAGCUUGUUAUAUAUAAUUUCAAAUA
This is a messenger RNA of Ziziphus jujuba (common jujube), 1721 nucleotides long. RefSeq lists its product as uncharacterized. Gene Ontology annotation, cellular component: membrane. The transcript has 9 exons. Lineage: Eukaryota; Viridiplantae; Streptophyta; Magnoliopsida; Rosales; Rhamnaceae. The record is from RefSeq and is a predicted model, not a curated record. Bases 359 to 1363 code for a protein of 334 amino acids.